Messenger RNA from Oncorhynchus mykiss (rainbow trout), 464 nucleotides. Lineage: Eukaryota; Metazoa; Chordata; Actinopteri; Salmoniformes; Salmonidae. The record is from RefSeq and is a predicted model, not a curated record.
CCAAGAAGAAGGAGUUGGAGGAGAAGAUGGUGGCCAUGGUGCAGGAGAAGAAUGACCUGGCGCUUCAAGUCGCAUCUGAUUCAGAGAAUCUGAACGAUGCUGAGGAAAGGUGCGAGGGGCUCAUCAAGAGCAAGAUCCAGCUGGAGGCCAAACUCAAAGAGACGACUGAGAGGCUGGAGGAUGAGGAGGAGAUGAAUGCUGAGUUGACUGCCAAGAAGAGGAAGCUGGAGGACGAGUGCUCUGAGCUGAAGAAGGACAUUGAUGACCUGGAGCUCACCUUGGCCAAAGUGGAGAAGGAGAAGCACGCCACUGAAAACAAGGUUAAAAACCUGACAGAGGAGAUGGCGUCUAUGGAUGAGAGUGUUGCCAAGCUGACCAAGGAGAAGAAAGUCCUCCAAGAGGCCCACCAGCAGACACUGGACAACCUGCAGGCUAAAUAUACAGUACAUGCUAUUAUUAUGUAG